Molecule: messenger RNA, 1571 nt
Organism: Zerene cesonia (dogface butterfly)
Lineage: Eukaryota; Metazoa; Arthropoda; Insecta; Lepidoptera; Pieridae
Product: bcl-2-related ovarian killer protein homolog A-like
Exons: 6
Coding region: 443-1252 (269 amino acids)
Biological process (GO): regulation of apoptotic process; extrinsic apoptotic signaling pathway in absence of ligand; intrinsic apoptotic signaling pathway in response to DNA damage
Cellular component (GO): mitochondrial outer membrane
Molecular function (GO): protein homodimerization activity; protein heterodimerization activity
Source: RefSeq, a predicted model, not a curated record
CGGCAUUUUUAAUGUGUUUAGUUGAUAAACGUGUGUCGUGCGUGAUGCCCGUACUAAAACUCAGUGCACACGACGCUUAAACGGAUUCAGUCAAUUCAGUGAAAUAAUUACCGUAUAGUUUUAGUAUUCAAAAGUUUUUAACGCUCGCUGUAAACACUUGUGUGUGCAAUAAUAGACAGUUAUCUAUACAUAAAAAUAUCGAGGAGAAACUUCGAAACUUGUCCAGAUUUUUCAGAUCGACGGCAACAAUUGAUUCAAGAUAGGGCCAUUAACAGAUAUAAAAUGGCAAUUAAAUGGCAAGAAAACUCAAGGGGACAACAACAUUGCAAUACACGUCACUCCACCAGAUGGAGAAGAAGAUAAUGAAUUCGUACCACCGCUACGACCGCGACGCAAGCUCAGCACACCCCUAAGCGCCUUUCCGGGUGCCGACGGAUUUAAAAUGUCCGUUGAUGGCUUGCGACUAUCACCUACUCGCUCACUAUCACCAGUCGACCGCACUAAAAGAAGAUUUAGCACAAUGGUAUCCACUGCGGCUGCAGCUGCAGUGUCCAGACGGCUAUCGGCUACUAUAGGCUGGUGCCUGGCCAUUCCCACGCAAGUUAAGCCACAAAUUGUCAGACAAGGUCGUGCUCUGUGUUUGCAAUAUAUAAAAACACAAAUACGAAGAUCUAUGGCAUGCCCAAAGAAGCAAAUUGUGAUGAAGCGUUUACAGCAAAUGAUUGAAACCGAAUGUGGAGAAGAGGCUAUAAAUAAUACUGAGACUGGCGUAUUAGCGGCACUCCGAGCACUCUGCGCAGCUUUGGAAAGAAAAAGACCAGAUGCUUUUCGUCACGUAGCCAGACAAGCGACGAGGGCACCGUCAGCCAUGCUGCGGUCCGACACGGCCCUAGCUGAAUUGGCAUUAGCAUUAGCGAGGCGAAUAACCAGAGAAAAUAUCACAUGGUCCAAGAUCGCAGCCGUGUUCUGUAUUUGUGGCGCGUUGGCUCGCGAAGCCGCAGAGGCUUCAGACGAUGAGCCUGCGCUGGAGCUCGUGGCGGCGCCGGCUGCUGCUAUCGCUGAUCUCUUGCACGACGAGCCCGGAUCGUGGGUGGCUAAUCAUGGAGGAUGGAAUGGGCUCAUUGAAAGACUUCGGGUGAGUGAGCGAGACCAAAGAUCGGAGAAAAACUUGCGUGUAAUGGUGUCUUUUUUCAUAAUAGCUUGUGUGACACUUUUCUUAUUGCGUUUUCUAUGCAUAUAUGAUAAUGUAUGAUGUGAACUAAAUUAAUAGAAAUUAUUUUGUAAAAAAAUAUUUCACUUCAAUAAUAUGUUGUACUGAGUUCCUAAUAAAAACAGCUUUAUUAUAUAACGUAAUAUGUCUAUAAUGCAUCAUCUGUAAAUUUGCUAUUAUAUGUUAAAUAAGUAUAUACACCACCCAUUCUUCUGAGAGCUAUAGGUACAACGUGGCAAACUUCGUGCCCUUGUACUAUCACCAUCAAAUGUUUAAUUAAUCAAUAAGGUUAUAUUUAGAGAUACGGAGCACAUGGGUAGGUACACCCUUCGCUCAAUGGGGCGCGAAAAUUAUAUAUAUA